GCGAGUGAAAGAGAGGGAGAGAGAGAGCUGCGGGUUGCUGAACGCUCCGUGUCGGAUGUCCGGUGAGUGGAGCGAGCGAGCCGUGUUUACAUGCACAUGCGGCGGUAGCGUGACGCGUAGCGGCCCGCAGCAGAUGACAACCACCCCCACUACCCCCGUCCCUCCUAUCUAUCCUCGCAAAGUAGCUCGCCUCCUUUCCUCACCAGGGGUCGUUUUUUUUUUUUUAAUCCAUAGGGGAAUAAACUGCACGGAGGGCAACAUGCGGGAUGCUACGAAAAGAUGGGCCAUUGACGCUUUAGCACCCCCUUGUGGUGUGGAGGAAUGAAGAAGGCGUCUGGAUGAAGGCCAUGGAGCUGAAAGUGUGGGUGGACGGCGUGCAGCGCAUCGUCUGCGGCGUUACCGAGUUCACCACCUGUCAGGAAGUGGUCAUCGCGCUCGCUCAAGCCAUCGGCCGUACUGGCAGGUACACUUUGAUUGAGAAAUGGAGGGACACGGAGCGCCACCUGGCUCCCCACGAGAACCCCGUAGUUUCUCUCAACAAAUGGGGCCAGUACGCCAGCGACGUGCAGCUCGUCCUCCACCGGACCGGCCCAUCCGGCGGCGAGCGGCCGCCCUCGGACGGGCUGGCCCGCGGCUCCGAGCGCAGCUUCCACCGCCAGAGCCUGCCUCCCAUGUCCAAGCUGCACCCGUCGACGGCUAAUCGCUCGCUCAGGCGCAGGGAGCCCAAACGCAAGUCCGUGACGUUCAGCGGAGGGACCAGAGGUCUGCGGGAGAUAUUUGGAAAAAGCCGAGAUCCGGAAGCCAAGCACUCCCAGGGGCGCGGCGUGAGUCUGAAUCUAAGGCAGGUCAGCGGCGGCGGGACAGGCGGGGGCCCCUCGGUGCCGGGGAGUCCGUCGCGGGAGCUGGGCCGGCUGGUGCGGUUGCAGAGAGACAAACUGCAGGUCCUGGAAAGCCGCCUGCUGGGCUGCGAGGCCGAGCUGCGGGAAUGGGAGGAAGCUAGCGAGGAAGGAAGUCUGGAAGAGGAGCUGCUGCUUUUGGAGCAGCAGGUGAGGAGGAACGACUCCGAGAUGGACGAGGAGGAAUUUUGGCAGAACGAGCUGCGCAUCGAGCAGGAGAGCGAGCGGCAACUCCGGCAACAGCUGGCCGAGCUGCAGGCCCGAGUCCGCGACUGCGAGGCCAAGCUUUCGGAAUACUUAACGCGCAUUCAGAGCAUGGAGAGCAGCCUCGAGCACGAGCGUCAACUGCAGGAUGACGAACUGAGUCACAUGAUCAAGGAGGAGGAGGUCUUUCCUUCUCUUCGCUCGCUUUCAGGUGGAGGCCCAAUUGGAGAAGGUGACAACCGAGUUGGAUGUGCAGAGCCAGCACGCGGCUCGCCUGGAGAGCGGCUGCAGGGCCUUGGAACGCUCGCUCGGCCAGUCAUGCAAGAGACUCCAGGAGAAGGAGCAGGAGCUGGAGCAGCUGACCAAAGAGCUUCGCCAGGUCAACCUGCAGCAGUUCAUUCAGCAGACGGGCACCAAGGUCACCGUGCUGCCAGCUCAGCAACCCCCAAUGGACGACGACGACGAGGACCCGUGCGGCGCUUUGCAACGUCACUUACCCACCAACCUGCGCUCCCUUCAGAGUAUCACCACAUCCGGACUCAACCCGGAAGGCAUCUACGUUUGAAAACCGGUAACACAUAGACGUGAUUCUGACGGUAGGAUUCGGCCGAUGACACUCGAGUGGGACUCUCCUCCAUCUUUUCUGGGCUCCCUUUAGGACAUAAAGUGAUGUCAGUGCAUUUGCAACUUUUCAUAUCUUAUCCGUUCCAACUAAAUAUAUAUAAAAAAAAAAUAAGACACUCAAGUAAGGCCAGCAGAUAUAUUUUUGUUGACAACAGGAAUGGUUUUCUAUCGGAAUGCUAAUAAAAAUAUGAGGAGCAGAGAAUCUUACCAGGAUGUCAACAAAAACGCAUAUACAGUACGCACGCGCAUGCACAACCCUCGUCAUAGAUUUGAUUGCCUUAUCGUGAUGUGUGGAAAGCACGCAUCAAGUGAAACUCAAGGUAGCUCGAGCCACAAGCUUUUUGGACCGUAUAGUUUUUUUUUCGCACCAAUUCAGGGGAAUUCUUAGCCGUCAAGUUUUAUUUUGUAUUGAUUUGAAGUUUGAAGAACAAUGGAGGGAACCGGGGGAAGAAAAAAAAAAAGAUUGGUUCUGUUGUACAUCGCCGAUUUCGCUUCACUCCAGUAGCAAAGCCCGAGAGCCAUUAAUCUCUUGCUUCCUCCCACCCCUCCACCCCCGCCCCAGUCUUAACAGAGCUCAGAAACGAGAGUGAUGGAUGACUGAAGGCAUUUCUCGCCUGCAGGCGUGAACUUCCCAAAUUAGCCACUAGGUGGUAGCAAAGGCAAGACUAUGCGGACUAAAGUUUUUUUUUUUUUCUGAACGCUCACUUUUAAAAACUUAGGCAUUAAAGUGCAUCCUAAUGUGUCUCUUCUAAUGACUAAAGCAGGGACUCUGUAGUGUUUUUUUAAUCGUAACAAAAGAUGUCGACUAUGAACCAAAGCUAGACAAAAAACAUGAAAUAAAAGGUUAGAUGAAUGUAUUUUUUUAUACACCUUGGACAGCAUCCACAAAUAAAUCCAGUAUUGUAUAGUUGUCAAAAGUCGUGACUGGCUGGGACACUUUAAGUUACUAAUAAGCGAAUAACGGCAUGCCUUACCGGAAGGAAAGUGUUAAUAACAUUUCAGCUGCACCACUUGAAAGAGUGCAUUGAAUAGACCCCGUUAUAGGUAAAAAACAAAAAAAACAGUUUGCUUUGGAAGAUGUUAAAAAAAAAAUGAAGCCACGGCGAA
Molecule: messenger RNA, 2831 nt
Organism: Hippocampus zosterae (dwarf seahorse)
Lineage: Eukaryota; Metazoa; Chordata; Actinopteri; Syngnathiformes; Syngnathidae
Gene: rassf8b
Product: Ras association domain family member 8b
Exons: 9
Coding region: 339-1682 (447 amino acids)
Biological process (GO): signal transduction
Source: RefSeq, a predicted model, not a curated record